AUGCUGGCCUCGAACAAACGGCUCCUCGCAGCGUUGGACGGGAUGCAAAAGGUGGUUGCCCCGAAGCGCACGACGAGACGAGCGAGCAGGGACGUAACGAUUGACGAAGGGGACGGAUCGCCAAGCCCCUUCUCUCCACAAUCAAUCUUCGCCUCGCUCAAGCUUUCGGUAGUCGCCUUGAACCCGUGGACCGGCCUCCCAGUUCUGGGCGUGCGCCGGGUCCACGUGAAACCUUACGGAAGCUGGUCCACUGGUCCACCGCCACAGACUGUGGAGUGGAUCCAUCCAGGGGACUGCGCGUCAUUCACCCACCCGGAAGCGAGCCGGGCCAAAAACAAACUGAGCAAGACGAAAAGGGAAGGUCCCGUAUAUAUACUUCCAUCGAGGACUGGCAAUGAGGCUCUUGAAUUUGUGCCGCUGGUGGCGUUUGUUCUCCAAGUGCGGCAGCUCACCGACAACUGA
Dothidotthia symphoricarpi CBS 119687 is the source of this 462-nucleotide messenger RNA. RefSeq lists its product as uncharacterized. Bases 1 to 462 code for a protein of 153 amino acids. The transcript is spliced from 2 exons. The record is from RefSeq and is a predicted model, not a curated record. Lineage: Eukaryota; Fungi; Ascomycota; Dothideomycetes; Pleosporales; Dothidotthiaceae.